Messenger RNA from Conger conger (European conger), 409 nucleotides. RefSeq names its product cytochrome c oxidase subunit 7C, mitochondrial. Bases 93 to 284 code for a protein of 63 amino acids. The record is from RefSeq and is a predicted model, not a curated record. Gene Ontology annotation, biological process: mitochondrial electron transport, cytochrome c to oxygen. NCBI's taxonomy places the organism in Eukaryota, Metazoa, Chordata, Actinopteri, Anguilliformes, Congridae. The transcript has 3 exons.
CUAUCCCACAACCUCCUUUCGAAAAGAAAGGUCUCAGUCGUACGAUCGAGUGAAUCAGGAAGGGUUGAAAAAUAAGAGAAAUUAAAGCCAUAAUGCUUGGCCAGGCUGUUCGACGAUUUACCACUUCUGCGAUCCGUGGAUCUCACUAUGGAGAGGGACCAGGACAGAACUUGCCCUUCUCCGUGGAGAACAAGUGGAGGCUCCUGGGCAUGAUGGUGCUGUACUUCGGAAGCGGGUUCACCUUCCCCUUCAUUGUGGUCAGACACCAGCUGCUGAAGAAGUGAUGCGUCCGCUCCUUCAGUCACCUCUCCUGGUCUGAUGUCUGUCUGAAUAUAUUUAAUCUACAGUCUCUUCCUAACGAAGAAUGGGGAUUCCUUCAUUGUCUUUGUAAAUAAAAUGAAUACAAAUA